ACAGAGAAAGCGGGAAGUUACUUAGCACGGUUCCGGGUUUCCUCGCGCCCCGCCCGCGCGCACUCCCCACCGCAGAUACAGGCUUUUCGUCCCUGGGUCGGUCUGUCCUACGGAGAGCAAUCCUUGUCCAUCCGUCCACGCUCUGUCCGCCCGGCCGCAGUGCAUCUGCCCGUCUCUUCUGACUCCGCCCCACAUCUGUCCGGAACCGCCUCGCGUCCUGCCGCGGACCCAGUGCGCGGCUGCCAGUCAGUCCCUCCGGACCCGCCACGAGCCUCAGGCUGCCGAAAUCACCGCGCGUCACUCGCCUCAACAGUGAUUCUGAGUCUGCUUUUAGCUUCCUUCGCCUGGGUUUUUUUUUUUUUUUUUCCUGUUUGUGAACAGCUGCUUGGCCCCAUAGCUUAGAGAAAGCAGCCUUUUCUUCUCUCCCAAGAGAGCCUCCUCCCUGUACUCAGAGAGAUGGGGAGUGGGGAGCCUAAUCCUGCUGGCAAGAAAAAGAAGUACCUCAAGGCUGCCCUGUACGUGGGUGACCUGGACCCAGAUGUUACUGAGGACAUGCUGUAUAAAAAGUUCAGGCCUGCUGGCCCUCUGCGCUUCACUAGAAUCUGUCGUGACCCGAUGACCCGCAGCCCCCUGGGCUACGGUUAUGUUAACUUCCGCUUCCCUGCAGAUGCUGAGUGGGCCCUGAACACCAUGAAUUUUGACCUAAUUAAUGGCAAACCAUUCCGCCUCAUGUGGUCUCAGCCAGAUGACCGCUUAAGAAAGUCUGGAGUUGGAAAUAUAUUCAUCAAAAACCUGGACAAGUCCAUAGACAAUAGAGCCCUUUUUUAUUUAUUUUCUGCAUUUGGGAACAUUCUCUCCUGCAAAGUCGUAUGUGAUGACAACGGCUCUAAGGGUUAUGCCUAUGUGCACUUUGACAGCCUAGCUGCUGCCAAUAGGGCCAUCUGGCACAUGAACGGAGUGCGGCUCAACAACCGCCAGGUGUAUGUUGGACGAUUCAAAUUUCCGGAAGAGCGGGCAGCCGAAGUCAGAACCAGGGAUAGAGCAACUUUCACCAAUGUUUUCGUUAAAAACUUUGGAGAUGACAUGGAUGACGAAAAACUGGAGGAAAUUUUUAGUGAAUAUGGGCCAACUGAGAGUGUUAAGGUAAUAAGAGAUGCCAAUGGGAAAUCUAAAGGCUUUGGAUUUGUGAGAUACGAGACACACGAGGCUGCCCAAAAGGCUGUGUUAGACCUGCAUGGGAAGUCCAUCGAUGGGAAGGUCCUCUAUGUAGGGCGAGCACAGAAGAAAAUUGAACGUCUGGCUGAGUUAAGGCGAAGAUUUGAACGGCUGAGAUUAAAAGAAAAAAGUCGUCCUCCAGGGGUGCCUAUCUAUAUUAAGAACCUGGAUGAGAGGGUCGAUGAUGAAAAACUGAAGGAGGAAUUUUCUUCUUUUGGAUCAAUUAGUCGGGCCAAAGUGAUGGUGGAAGUGGGGCAAGGCAAAGGGUUUGGUGUCGUCUGCUUCUCCUCUUUUGAAGAGGCUACCAAAGCAGUGGAUGAAAUGAAUGGUCGCAUAGUGGGCUCCAGGCCCCUGCAUGUUACCCUGGGCCACACCAGGCGCAGGUGGUGAGAAUAAGAAGAGAAUGCUCAAUUUGUUUCAGCCUAAAGCUGGUGCCUACUUAGUAUGGGCUACUUUGUGAUAAGAGGUUAUUUUAUGCCAAUUCACAGGUUUUUUUUUUAAGUAAAUACUUUCUUUUGAAAAAAGUGGUACUUAGAACACCUUGUUCAUCUUAGUGAAAAGCAUAAUUUCUAAUUGUAAAACUGUCAUUUUGUACUAUUUUUUGAUAUGAUAUCCUUAGGAAUAUGUUGAAUAAAAUUUAUUCCUCCGCACAUUUUUUUUCCCUAAACCAGUCAAGGUGAGGUAAUUGAUUAAGUAUAUUUCCUUCCAAAUUUUGACAACACUAAAUUUAAUCUCUAAUAUGAAAAUACUCUCGAAAUUGUCCUUCUGAAUCUAUCACAGCAAAAACGUCUUACUUUUUGACAGAUCAGCAGAGCAGGGGAAAAUGUAUGUGAUCCAAUUAAUGUGUGUGAUUAAUUUCAUUUUAUGAUUUAAAAUGAAUAUUCUUUUGAAAAGAUGUGAAUGUUUUUUAUUUAUUUAUGUUUACCCUUAUUAAUAUAUUGUGGGUAUACUAUAAACUUGAUAGUGGCUUUGACUAAAUGUUGGGUGUUUAUUAAUUUCAUGCCCAGAGAUAUAAGCGUAUUGGUGUUUUCUUAAUCAGUACCUUAGAAAAUUAACACUUGAGGUAUUGAUUAUUUAAAUUAUGAGUUUCAUCUGAAAAACCUUCCCUGAGAGAUUUUUUGAGGACAGUCUAAGGAGCAUUCUUACUACUCAUUUUUCUAAACUUUUUACAUUGGAUCAUAUUAAAUUAGCUAGAAAGAUGAGUAACUGCACUGAAUUACCUUUGCCUAUAAUUUUAAGAUUUUACCAUGAUGUUUUAAGUGUCAACCUAAAAGGUAAAUCCAUGAAAUCAUGUUGAAAAACUACUUUGAAGAACAUCUACUAAACUUGUCAUUAUCUCUUGUAAAUUGCUGAAUAUAUCUAUGUAAUAAUAUUCAUAGAUGUUUCAAAGUUAAGGAAAAAGUUGUCUCUCCUGAUUAUAUCACAUACCUCUAUCUAUAAUAUGAGAGCUGUUAAUCCAAUAUUGGUUCUCUUUGUGUCUGGCUGCUUGUAAAUUGUGACAAAGUGUUUUGUUCUAUAUUGCACUGACAUUUAGCCUGCAAUCUCUAAAUUACCGAUUUUCCAUAUUUCUCUUGCAGUUCCCUCUUCUCCCCACCCAUUCACCUUCCGUCCAUGUUGCAUUUAUUUUACUUUUAUAUUUUCUUAAGGUUGUUUUUCUUCUAAUGUACGCCAGUUCAAAUCCAUUUGCAAACAGAGAAAUAAUUAACUUAUGUAAAAUUUAAGUAAUUAUUUUUCAAAAAUAGGAUUCACCAUGUGCCAGAUCCAACCAUAAGAAAAGGUUCUGUCUCCAUUCUCAGUUGGUUUUUAUGACCUUAUAUAGAAAUCUUAAGUUUCAUACAUAAUACAAUAUAAAUAUACAAUUUUAUUAAUACUUUUGUUAUUAAGCUAUUUGUAAUUGUUUACCUACAAGUUACAUGUAAAUUCAUUACCAAAUAUUUUAAGUGGAAAUCAGUUUUUAUUGACUAUAAACAUAGCACAUGCUCAUUGAAAAAAAUUGUACACAAUGCAGUAAUUUAUAAAGAAGGAAGUUAAAUCCCCUCAGAUAAGAAAUAACCACUAUUAAUAUCUUCAUGCGUGCAUAUCCUCCCAUGCCCUUUUUCCUAUUUAUACACACACUGCUUUACAAACAUAAAAGAAAACAUGCCAUAUGUACUAUUAUGUGUUUUUUAAAUUUUAAAUUAAAAUAUCAUCUUUUUGUGUGAAUACAUAUCAAUCUGUACCAUCAUUUUAGUGACUGCAUAGUAUUCCAUUGUUUGGAUAUACUAUAACUUAUCUAAGUAGUUCAUUAUUGAAUAUGAUUUAUGUUUUUCAAUGUUUUCUACAUUUGUAAAAAAUGCUGUGAUGAACAUCUUUGCUUAAGAACAAUAUAAAUUAUAUGAGCUUGAAAAAUAUAUAGCAUGUAAAAGCUUAAGUCUACUAGAAAAAUAAAAAUGCACAUCAUAUUGAUAUAUGUAUCAAAAUUUUAAAACAUCAAGAUGUAUUCAUUUAAUUGACAAAAAACUAACAGGAUACAAGUUUUUAUAUUUUAUGAACUCACUUGCUUUACAUCAUUGUGAUCAUUAAAAUAUACGAAAAUGAUGCAAUUCCAUAUAAAAUUCAAAGUAGUUACAUAGAAAAUUAUUUACCACAUGUUCUCUCUUUUCCAUUUUAGCCAUUACCAGUCUUCAUUUAAAUUUAUAAACCUGAAGUGGCCAGUUUAAUCUAAAACCUUUACAAAUGUUUUGAUUCAGUAUAAAUUGCAUAAGAUUUCUAGCAGAUAAAAAUCUUCAAGUAUAAUCAUAUGAUAUAUUUUGGAAAAUUAUUUGAGUAUUUAAAUUAUUACUAUUUUCAAAAUGCCAGUCAGUAUAAAGAAAAGGAGUAAUUGAAAUAUGCCUAAAUACAGAUAAAAUAUAUGGGUUAGGAUCUUGCAAAACAGUCAAAAAAACUCUGUAAAUUCAGUUGGUAAAAAGCAGGUAAACAAUAUCAAGGAAAGAUAAUCUGUAUUUGAACACAAACAACUGGGAAGUUUUCAAUCUUGUACUUUUCACUUUAAGCUACAUUUAAUAGACUCCUAAUAAUUAAGCCUUCCAAGGAGAAGCAAAAUAAUUCAGUGACAAAGCAUCAAAAAUAGGUUAUUGUUCAUUUCCUAGUACAAGAUAAUUAAUAAAAAUUUGUAAAACUAUACCAUCAAAUGAUUGGCUUAAGAAUGGAUUGUUUAAACCAAGGUUGUUUUUUGUAGCUUUUCAGAACAGUUACUUGUACAAAUUUCAAAUGUGCCCAGGGAGAAGAAAAUUAAAAACAUUGCUUUGUGAUCGUAAACCAUCAUAUUAAAAGUUAUUUGGGUGAGG
Molecule: messenger RNA, 4541 nt
Organism: Manis javanica (Malayan pangolin)
Lineage: Eukaryota; Metazoa; Chordata; Mammalia; Pholidota; Manidae
Product: polyadenylate-binding protein 5
Cellular component (GO): nucleus
Molecular function (GO): mRNA binding
Source: RefSeq, a predicted model, not a curated record